UUGUUUUUAAGUUUCCAUCAAGAAUGUUACAGACUCUGUGUGACUGGUUUUGGUGGGAUCACCUCUGGCUUCCCCGAAAUCUAACCUGGGCCGAUCUAGAGGACAGAGAGGACUUUGUGUAUGCCAAGGUCUCACAUUUGUAUGUCACAGUCUUGUAUGCUGCUCUCCUUAUGAUAGUCCGGCACUUUUUUGAAAGGUUGAUUGCUACACCUCUUGCCAAAAUGCUAGGGGUUAAGGACCAAAUAAGAUUGAAGGUCACAUAUAAUGUGGUUUUAGAAAACUUUUUUGUUUCCACAUCAAAACAUCCAACGAGGUCACAGAUAGAAGGUUUGUCAAAGAAAUGCAGUUGGACAGUACGGAUGGUCGAGAGAUGGCUUAGAAGGCGGCGCAAUCAAGAUAGACCAAGUUUGAUGAAAAAAUUUCGAGAAGCUUGCUGGCGAUGUACAUUUUACCUCCUGGCAUUUAUUGGUGGUAUUGCUGUCCUGAUUGAUAAGCCGUGGUUUUACGACACAUGGGAGGUGUGGGUAGGAUAUCCGAAACAGACACUGUUACCUUCGCAGUAUUGGUACUACAUAACUGAGCUUAGUUUUUAUUGGUCACUAUUGUUCAGUAUUGCAUCAGAUGUAAAAAGAAAGGAUUUCAAAGAACAAAUAAUUCAUCACUUAGCAACCAUUAUCCUGCUGAGCUUCUCAUGGUGUGCAAACUACAUCCGCGUGGGAACCCUGGUGAUGAUUGUCCAUGAUUCAUCUGACAUCCUGCUGGAAUCUGCCAAGAUGCUUAACUACGCUGGGUGGAAAAGAGUCUGUAACUCACUCUUCAUUGUCUUUGCUGUCAUAUUUAUAAUCACCAGGCUUGUCAUCUUCCCUUUCUGGAUCAUUCAUUGUACUUGGGUCUAUCCAGUUUAUCACUAUCCUCCAUUCUUUGGAUAUUAUUUCUUCAACGUCAUGCUGGCUGUCCUUCAACUGCUCCAUAUUUUCUGGGCGUACCUCAUCUUACAAAUGGUGGCAAAAUUCUUCUCCAGCAAAGAGCACACUGAAGAGGAAAUGAGAAGAGCAAAAGGAGGAUAUGAGAUGAAUCUGGCAGGUUCUAGUGUCAUCUGCACAGACUCCACUCUCAAGCACGCAGCCCUGCAAGCUAUUUCCUCCUCCAGCUCUGAAGAAGAGACGACAGACCUCUCAGAGAAUACACUGGCAAGGCUGCCUCCUACACUCUCCACCAACGCCAAUACUGAUACCCCAAUGAGUACUUUAGCUCAAUUAGAGUCCAGAGCACAUUCUGGUGAACAUAUCACUGCCACGUCUCUGCAGCUGGCCGAAGUUGCUGACAUUUGGAGAAUUGAUGGAGACCAGACCCGGGCAGGAGAGGACCCUAUUAUGUCAACCAUUCACAACUAA
Messenger RNA from Rhincodon typus (whale shark), 1394 nucleotides. It is a transcript of the gene cers3a, whose product is annotated as ceramide synthase 3a. Gene Ontology annotation, biological process: ceramide biosynthetic process. Gene Ontology annotation, molecular function: sphingosine N-acyltransferase activity; DNA binding. NCBI's taxonomy places the organism in Eukaryota, Metazoa, Chordata, Chondrichthyes, Orectolobiformes, Rhincodontidae. Gene Ontology annotation, cellular component: membrane. The record is from RefSeq and is a predicted model, not a curated record. The transcript has 12 exons. Bases 24 to 1394 code for a protein of 456 amino acids.